GAACGUCUUUGCGUUUACUAGGACAGUCCGACCGUCUAUGGGAUAGACUCUCCGCACUGAUUGAGUUAAUAACUUGCAACCUAGUUUAACUGUCUGCAUCUUAGAGAUGAAUACACACACAAAAGAACAUUAAGUUUACUUGUUUGAAGAUCAACGGUUCAGGUUUACCACUAAAGAAAGUUGUCAAUCAGAUCUAGAAAUGGCCCCCACUAAGAAUGGUGCGACCAACAGCAGACCAACAAGGCGAUUAAUCACUAUUAAACAGAAGAAAGAGAUUAUUGCAGCAUAUGAACAAGGGGCAAGGAUCAUAGAUCUGGCCACUAGGUAUAAUAUGGCAACAUCCACAAUAGCCACCAUUCUGAAAAACAAAGAGGCUAUUAAAGCAGCCAGGGUAUCAUCGGGAGUCAAAACUUUAUCGACUCAAAGAAAUAUCUACAUCGAGGAGAUGGAGAGGCUGUUAAUAUUGUGGAUGAGCGAAAGACAAAUGUCUGGGGAUGUUUUGACUCAGGCCAGAGUGUGCGCCAAGGCAAGGUCUAUCUUCUUAGAUUUGAAACUAAGUCAGCCCAUAGCUAGCACUGAAGCAGGUGUGUUCAAAGCCAGUCGAGGCUGGUUUCAGAAUUUCCGAAAAAGAAUAGGGCUCCUGAGCAUUGAUAGGCAAGAGGAAUCAGUGGCGACCUAUUUAGUGGAUACUGCGAGAGUUGCGCAAGAGUUUCUAGAGCUGGAUGAGGACUACAAAUCUGUUGUUCAUAGUGAUCAUUCACUAUCUCGUGAAUCAUUUAUGAAACAAGAGUUGGCAAUACCAAGUGAGUCAUUGAUCAAACAAGAGCUGGAAGAGGAUCCAGGAGAGGAGGAGAACACAUAUUCGACUGACGAUGAUCAUCCGCAUUCUGUAUCAGAUGAAAACUCACACUGGGAAAGAAAAGUUCCUACAGAAGACGUUGAAGCCAUGUUUCAUCAUUGGGAGGAGUUUCAAACUCUGGCUUUAAGGUGGCAUCCUGACAGAAAGGAAGUAGGCAGAGUCUGCAAUCUUGUUGAAGACAUGUGUCUCAAACCCUUCAUAGAAACCCUUCAGAAGAAAAAAAAUAAACUGACGCUGGAAAAAAUAUUUUGGCCGUCUGUCAUCCCACAGAGUACAGAAACUACUAAAAUUCCUGCUUCAGGGCGAAGGAAGUUGAAAGUUCCUGUGAAGUGUCCUGAUCUUAAUGCCUCUUUGAGAUGAAAACUGUUUGGGGGCAUGCCUUUGUGUGUAAAUACUGUAAAUAGUGAAUUCAGCUUUGUCAAGUCUUCUGGAGUUCUUUAGCUUGUCAAACAUUCAGACAACAUGAACGACUGAGAACAGGGGAUGAUGUAAACGAGGAGCACAUCCUUGAUAUUUACCGGCUGAAAGUAACUCAUCGCAUUGAUACCGCUGGAUAUCUACAUAUCAACAUCAUAGUUCAAAUUCUACAACCUGGAUAUGAAACAAAUUGUCGCCGCCAAAAUCCAGUCAGUUAUCAGUCUGCGGUUACACAAAGUAUUAGUAAUAAUCCAUCUCACAGCAUCUCUCAUCGCUGUUGUUUUUAGUGUCAGUGCCUUCAUUGUUGCCAUGGUGAGCAUGUCAAAUAACAAAGAGUAUAAAGAGGAUGUGAACAUUGAACAAAUGAAGAAUGAAAUACAGCUGACAUCAUCAGAGAUAAAGAAGUUGAUAGAUAGAGUAGAGAAAGAGCGUGUCAACAAACAGAAGAAUGUUAGUGUACCUUCUGGCAAGUCUCUCUCUGUUCUUCCAAAUGCCCACAUUGGAUUUAAACUAUCUGAGGGAAAAUCUGGAAGACCAGAAUUCAACAACCACCAUCCUGAGAAGUUAAGAUUAGAUGAGCAGAGUGCAGGAAGUUAUCAUAAUGGUCUCCAUGUGUCUGUUGGCGGGAUUAAAAUAUUAAGUACUGGUUUGUACUACGUAUACAGUAGUAUAACCUACAAACUUACAGAUGUCUCUUGUUUGGAUCUGACUUUCCAAACUUGGUUCCACUAUGUGCAAAAAACUAGUACGGGUGAGUACCCAACGAAUGGAGUUUUGUUGAGAACCGUGCACACAUGUAGUGAUCAGCAGUUGUCAGGGUCUGGUGAAUCUAAAUUUAUAGGUGGUGUAUUUUACCUAGAAGAGGGAGACAUAAUCUCAGCAUUAUGUUCCGGCCUAAACUUGGUCAUGGGAGGGAAUGACCGUUCAUUCAUUGGAUUGUUUAUGUUGAGUGAAGGAUAGAAUGUUAAUCUAAACUCUAAAGACUAUCUAUCAAAAUUACAACGAAUUGGUCUUCUCAGAACAGUUUAACAUUAUUGUAACUUUAAAAUGUUUUAAACAAAAUCAUUUCUAUUGAUAUUAGCUUUAAAGCAUCAGGAGCAAUGAGCAAAAGGGGAUCUGCCUCAUGUGAACAAGUUGGUGUGUUUUUUGUCCUGAUAAAUUAUUCACCUAUAUAUGUAUACUUGUUUGCAAAAAAUAUUUUGUAAAAUGUUUUACAUGUUUUGGAUGUUCCUUCAGAGUUGAAGAUAGUUUACUUCCUAGUCCAAACCUCCCGCAGGAUGAUGGGGGAUGGGAGCAGGCAGGGUUUGAACACUGGACCAUCAAUAAAUCCAAACGGCAGUCCAGCGUGCAAACCGCAUGACCAGGCAGUUUGAGGAGACAGGUAGCUGUUAAAACAGUCAACUCAGGGCUUAUGGCCUCUUCUGUAUGAGUGCAUUGGAUACUACAAACUGUGAUUGUUGGUGUGCUUGUCUCGAGUGACUAGUAGAGUAUUGUGUGGGACUGUGUUUGGAAUCAUCUCAUCUCUGCCUGUGGUCCCUUCUGGGGCAUAGGCCACCAACCAGUUAUUUAGUCUUUCAUAGUGUGUUCAAGAUAUCUAUUUACGCUAGGCCUGUGGAAUAGAAUGCCCAGCUUAGCUGAACCAUAAAGGAACUGACUCAAAACUGUUGGACUGCAUUUUUUUCCCCUUAUUACGAAAUGUAUUUAUUCUUCAUCUCAGGAAGAGUAUGCACAAUUAACUACCCUUGCUAAUGGUAACCCUGGCAAGCUAAAUGCAUAUUUUCAUAUGAUGGACUAAAUAGUCUUGACUAAGUAGUCUUGACCAAAUAGUCUUGACCUGAAUGGAAUGCUUCUUUUUUUUUCUAUGUUUCAUAUUCCAAGCCAGUAUUGUAGUUAUUUCUACAAUUCAUUUAAUAUGUUGAUAAAUAGGAACAGGUUGACUGUCUAUUUAAUCUGUUCUAUUUUUACCUUGAACCAUUGCACUUAAAAUGAAAGUUUUACUAUUCUUAUUUUUUUAGUUUUGCUGGAAAAUUGGAAUGCAUAAUUCAAUUUUUCAACAUUAUGACAGUGCAUGUGUAGAAACUUUGAAACAGUUUUCUUUGAAACAGUUUUACAAAAUAGGUCAAUGCUUACACAUAAUAAGUGUUUUGUUUUUUUCCUGACCUCCUUCAGUUGUAAUAAUAAUAAUAAUUAUAAUAAUAAUUUUAUUUAUAAAGUGCUGUUAACAAACAAAAUGUAGGCUCAAGGCGCUGUAAUAACAUUACAAACACAAACAAGACAGCUAAAAUGACAAGAAUUUAGAAUGACUAAGGUUCAUCUUGUAGAGCACUUGUUCAUGUGACUGUGGAGCCCUAUUUUGGAGAGACACUCCCGUCCACAUAUAUCGCAGGUUAAGGUGGCUUUCACUGUGGUGGUAGAGAAGUCAGCUAUUUUUUGUGUGGCAUGCUUUUUUUUCCAGAGCUUAGGCCCAUGUUUUUUCACUUUCCAUAGCCUUCAUGGUCACCAUCUCUCUCCAUCUAGUGCUGUCUAGAACUGUCUUCCCAAUGGUCAGUAUCAUUGUUCACUGUUUUGAGGCACUGUUUUAUCAUAUCCAUGUAACAGAGGUGGGAGGUGGCCAGUUUUUCUUGAACCAGACGUGAGUUGCCCACAAAGACAAACAGACACAAACACUCUUUUGUUCCCCUGGCAACCAAAUCAUUAAGUAAGAACAAUCUGGUAUAAACUUUGUCACAUGUAAAUUAUGAGUGAGUCAGGUGUGAAUGUACACUUUGGUUUCUUAUAGUUAUAAUGUUUUUUGUUUGGUGUAAUGGACAAAUUGUAAGACAAAUUUCCAUACGGACAAUAAAGAUUAUUAUUAUUAUUAAGAAUUACUUUUGGAUGCGAUUGCCAAACUUUGUUUGAGGUUAUUGCUUGGGAGACUCAUAUCCUCCCUUUCAUAAGCCUUGGAUAGAAAUCUGACUUGUGGGUUGUGCACUUCUAGAUCAAAAUGUCUUCCCUAAGCUUUUGGACUUUGACAAGCUUAGAACAUUGCCUCCUCUCAGCGAGGGCACUAUGAGUUUCGUUCAGACCAACAGAGUGAUCUUGUAAGGGCGUCACUUUGGAUUCCAGAUUCUGUGGGGUUUUUUUUGUUGUUUUUUUCUAAACCAAAUGUUUUUUUCCAGCUUUUGAGUGUUCAUUGUUAUAAGUAGAUAAAGUCCCUGUGGCACUUAUCUCAGAUAAACUAUGUCAUUUUCUAUCUUUCGAUACACUAAUAAUGUCCACAGUAUACCACGAUAUACAUGAAAACAUAUAUUUCAUAUAUAUAAAAAAUAUUUUAUUAUACUAUUCAGGUUGCAGCAUAUUUGCAUACAUUUUAGAUUGUCUGCAAUAAAUGUUUAAUGCUCA
Biomphalaria glabrata is the source of this 4657-nucleotide messenger RNA. RefSeq lists its product as uncharacterized. The coding region runs from base 1457 to 2236 and encodes 259 amino acids. The transcript has 12 exons. Gene Ontology annotation, biological process: immune response. Gene Ontology annotation, molecular function: tumor necrosis factor receptor binding. Gene Ontology annotation, cellular component: membrane. Lineage: Eukaryota; Metazoa; Mollusca; Gastropoda; Planorbidae. The record is from RefSeq and is a predicted model, not a curated record.